This is a messenger RNA of Coffea eugenioides, 440 nucleotides long. RefSeq names its product small ubiquitin-related modifier 1-like. Bases 87 to 440 code for a protein of 117 amino acids. Gene Ontology annotation, molecular function: ubiquitin-like protein ligase binding; protein tag activity. NCBI's taxonomy places the organism in Eukaryota, Viridiplantae, Streptophyta, Magnoliopsida, Gentianales, Rubiaceae. Gene Ontology annotation, cellular component: nucleus. Gene Ontology annotation, biological process: protein sumoylation. The transcript has a single exon. The record is from RefSeq and is a predicted model, not a curated record.
GCAUCAGUUUAGCGCUAGAAGGAAAUAUAGCAGAAGAAUCCCCACACCCAAAUCCACCCAUAAUUAGUCGGUAGUGGUGGGUGGCGAUGAAAAUGCAGGAUGAAAAGCUAGCACAAGGAAGCGUCACACAGGACACAGAAGCCAAGGAGGAGGAGGAGGAGGAGGAGAAACACCGACGUCGCCAUGUAACAAUUAGGGUGCAGAAGGAGCACGCAAAUGACAUUGUUAUGAAAAUCAAACGGGAUGUUCGUCUAGGUCGGAUGAUGCUUGUUUAUUGCGAUCAUCUCCGGCUGGAGGCCGCUGCUCUAAGGUUCAGUUUCGAGGGGAGAAGGGUUCAGGAAUGGGACACACCAGAGGGGAUAGGCCUUGAGGAUGGGGAUAUCAUCGACGUCUGGUCUGAUAUGUCCGGGGGUGGCGGUGGUGGUGUCAUCUCGCUGUAA